AUGGUGACAUUGUUUGAACGAUUGUGCGCUUACUUUCAAUCGGAUAAAUAUGAAAAACGAUCGAUACGGUCUGGUAUUGCUUCUGUUCCGAUCAUUGUAAGUUUGAACUUACUCUGAGUUACAAGUGUAUAUUGAACUAAACCGUAGUAGUUUUAUGAUGCCACAGUAACGGGUCAGCACGUUUUGUGUUUUGCUUACUUGAGUCUUAGCAAAACGUAUUGUUGUAAUGGCAAUGAAGUUAUUAAACCUUUUUCAGUGGCUGAUAGCCGGCUUAAUGAUAUACUACGUGAUUAACAUGGAUGGUCGGCUAGAUUUAAUGACCCAUUGUACAUUAACCACAAAGACAAACGCUAUGAGGAUUUUAAGGUUUUAUCAAGUUUUAAUGUUUGCCGACGUGUUUAUUGCGAUAUGUGAUGGCUGCUUAGCUUAUGUCAUUACUAAGAAAACUACAAUUAUAAAGUCGGCUAACAAGAAACAGUCUAGUCUGUAAGUGAUGGACUUGAAAGCAUAUUAAAGCAUUAAAGAAUGGCACAAAAUGUUUUUUUUAAACAAUCUGCAGUAUGUAAAAUUUUUUCACAUUUUUUCCCAUUUAGCCAUUACAACAACUACACAUUGUCCCGGGCUUAUCAAGAAAACGAAAAUAGCAGAUUACUGUCAAUGGUAUUCCCAGUCACCAGCGUCUUUGCUUUUGGUCAUAUUAUAUAUGCUGGUUUAGCAACGUUUAUGAGAAUUGUUUUUGCAACUAAUCCAGAUGAUGAAAAUGAUUUAGAAGUUUACAUUGAGAAGAAAAUAAAACUUUUGGCUAGUACUGAAGGCAUUCAAGUGGUGAGUAGAAGCGUAUACAACUACAAUUUUGGUUGUCAUACACAAACACUUACACAGUAUAAGACACACGUAAUAAUACUAGCUAUGUGUUAGUUUUUACGUUUUUUUAUAUGCUAUCAAGUUUAUCCUUUAGUUUUUAUUUUCAGAUAUUAACCACAACACUGUUAGUAGUGAUACACAUGUACUGCAAGAUGGGCAAACGAUUAAUGUCGGAGAAAGUGACCAAAAUUAACAAGUCCGAAACCGACGUAUAUUUUAAAUUGUUUAAUCAACAAAUUAAUAGUAUUAAAGUAAUUAAAUAGACUUUUAUUGUUGUUUUACUGGCACGGCGAAACGUUUUCAGUAAGGUUAAGUAUUAUUGGAAAGCCAUUGUAUUUUUCCACAAUGUUUUGUACCAUUGGAAAGCCAGCGUAUUUUUCAAUACUGUACAUACCAUUUCUCAAAGCCGAUGAAUAAUAAGUGAAGCAGAAUGUCUCAUUCUUGAGUUUUCUCAAUAAGCAUGUUGAAUGACAUCAAGUGAUUUCUCGUAGAAAAUUGAAAUACGGCUUACGAUACUCGUUUUAAAGCUGCUUCUUCCAGUCGCCGUGCCGAACUCUUCUUGAGACUUUGAGUGCUGUUGGUAGCAACGGGAUGGAUGAAAAGGAUAUCUAUUGGAUUCUCCAGAAUGUUAAUUACCAUUGGGUAGCCAUUGUAUUCUUCCACAAUGUACAGUACCAUUGGAUAGCCAUUGGAUUUCGAUCUUCUGUUAACAUUGUAUAG
Bursaphelenchus okinawaensis is the source of this 1584-nucleotide messenger RNA. The record is from the annotation of a GenBank genome assembly. NCBI's taxonomy places the organism in Eukaryota, Metazoa, Nematoda, Chromadorea, Rhabditida, Aphelenchoididae.